This is a messenger RNA of Photinus pyralis (common eastern firefly), 7169 nucleotides long. RefSeq lists its product as uncharacterized. Gene Ontology annotation, biological process: telomere maintenance; proteolysis; DNA repair. The record is from RefSeq and is a predicted model, not a curated record. NCBI's taxonomy places the organism in Eukaryota, Metazoa, Arthropoda, Insecta, Coleoptera, Lampyridae. Gene Ontology annotation, molecular function: cysteine-type peptidase activity; DNA helicase activity.
UGACGGCAAAACGUAAAAGGGAAGAAGAAAAGAAUGCGUCGAUUGUAGAAGAAGAGAGAGAAGAGUCCCGUUUGUCGUCAGAUAGUCCGCCGCCUCCUCCUAGCAAGAAGCAAAUAAACAUACUCCAAAAUAUAUUGCUACCGGAGAACACCGUACGUCUGUCGCAAAUUUUGAUGCCUCCGCCGCCCCUUCAAGAUACCACCCGAAAAUCAACCGAUGACGAUUGUAAAUUUGACAGAUUUGGCGACGCGUUACUAGAAGCCCUCCAACUAACGCCGACAGAAAAUGCAGAAGUUCAACUUCGUAUACCGCCAACGAUUAACGACAUUACCAGGCCCUACAUUAUGGACGAUUAUUACGUAUUCUGCAACGAAAAUUUUUUGGAGGGAUACUACAAUGCGAGAUCAAAAUUGGACGUGGAAUGCAUAUUCGGCAUUAUAAUUUACCUGGCGUAUAUGGCGUACGAUAAAUGCAAGUCCAUCGUCCUAAACGUCCACUACACGAUAGCCGUUUGUGAAGGAAGACAAUCGUUUCCGAACGAAGGAACUUGGGGUAAUCCUGAAAAUUUCGAAGUUAUGUUUAUUCCGAUCUUCUUCCCGGGCCAUUUUGCUUUGGUAAUUCACGAAAGAAACGGAAGAACAAUAUUUUACGACCCCAUACCUGCGAUGAAAAAUUUAGAAGGACAUCGAGGUGCAACGUACCUGCCCGCUAUAAAAGCUGCAAUUCGCUAUUACGACGCGUCGUUCCGUAAUGACGAAGAGAUCAACGUAGAAAUCGCAAGUGCGACCGCUUACAAUCUACAACAGACCGGUGACGAUUACAAUUGCGGGUAUUACGUCUCCCUUUACGUCGAAACAUACUUAAUGAACGACAAGAGAAUGCUGUUGGCAGAUUUUAACAUAGCGACGGAACGCCGUAGAAUAUCGGAAUUACUAAGAGAAUUAUGCAACAACGUCGUUCCGAUAUACGAACCGAGACCGGAUAAUCCAUUCGAUUAUUCAGAAACCGUUGACGACGAGGUCAUGGAAGUUGUCGAGGAAGCAGCACGUUCAAGCGCAAACGAUAGUUACGACUCUGACGUCAGCAUGCGAUCCACAUCUUCGACAAGUAGUAGAAGAUCAAUCAGAUCUAGAUCAUCUACAAGCAGUCGACCGGAAACGCCGAGCAAUGUUAAGAAAAGUAAAUUAAAAAGUUUAAGAUACUGCAACAAGAAACACGGCGUUUACGGAUGCUUUGCAACAUGCGCCGGCCACGACAUCCAAUAUUUAGAUUGCGGAAAAAUCGGCGACAAGGUGUGUCCUCAUUGUAAAGCGCUCCUGUUUAAAAAUGAAACUACCAUGAUGUGUUGCAAGAAUGGUGAAGUCAAAUUGCCACCGAUUAAACCCGUUCCGGAGGAGAUUCGAAAUUUGACCAAAGAUCCCAAACACGGAAAACACUUUCUACAGUACUUUCGAAUCUACAACCAACUACUACAGUUUGGCAGCGUAGAGGCCGGUCGAAAGCCUUCUCCAGGACAAGGUGCUCCGGUCAUCUUAAUUAAUGGCGAAAUAAAACGACAAAUUAGCCCGUUAUUCACAGCAGACGGAAAGACACCGGUACACGGUCAGUUGUACAUGUUAGAUCCGAUGAUGAUGGCAGAAUCGGUUUCGAAGAACUCGCUGUUCCAAAAAUUCGGCAUCAAACGCGAGAUACUGAAUACUCUCUUCGACGUACUUCGACGACAUCAUCCGCUUUGCGAAUCGUUUCAAAUCAUGCACACAAUGUACAUGGAAAAACUUAUCGAGGCUCGACAACAAGGUCUGGAAGACGUUCAGCACGUCACAUUGGUAUUGGUCGAUCCCAAAAGAGUUCCACGCGAGGCGGUCGAUGCAAAUCUCCAUCCUCGUGCGGUCAACUUACCGCAAGUUAACGAGAUAUGCGCGUUUUACGUUUCCAACGAACGCGAGGAGCCCAUCUACCGGUGCGGAACUUAUUUGAAAAAAAAGGACGGACGGACGCAUAUGCUUCCGAUAUACGAUCGACUAAACGAUUGUAGUCAUUAUGUCUUAAAUUUGGCAAACGGAGAUUUCGGAUAUCAUCCCGAUAUAAAAAAGGUCGUACAAAAGAAAAGACGACGUACCGCAACUGAAGUUGACGAAAACGCAGAAAAUGCAAAUCAACCGGACGCUUUUUACGAUGACGAAGCCGUUCAGAACGACAACGUUUCGAUGAGAGAAUUCUACAGGUACUAUUGUGCGAUUCGCGACGAACCGACGGGAGAGACGCACUUUUUAUUUCCGUACGGUAACAUAACUCAGGAGUACAUGUUGGAUCAAAGCGUCAAGGUGGAUCAACAACUGUACGAAUUUAUUAAGAAAAAUUAUGACACUUUGUGCACCACGGCGACGGAAGUGCGUGAUUAUUUACAAAGAGAACUCAGAAAAACCGAUCCGAAUAAAACGUUAGGGAAAGUGUUGCGUCUUACGACCAGUGUCGUCGGUUCUCCCGCGUGGUAUCAGCAAUACUUCCACGACUCGAUGGCGAUGUUUCAACGCAUAGGUAGACCGACUUUUAUGAUUACGACGACGAGCAACCCGACCUGGAAAGAGGUCAAAAACAGCAUGAUGAAAAAUCAAAACGUCGUCGAUCGUCCCGACGUAUUAUGUAGAGUAUUCGCGAUCAAGAUUAACAUGAUGCGAGACCUUAUAGAAAAGAAACACAUUUUCGGUAAACCGAAGGCUUUUCUAGAAGCAUUGGAAUUCCAAAAAAGAGGCGGUCCUCACACUCAUCGCUUGAUUUCGGUCGAUUGUCCUCAUACGCCCGAAUUCGUCGACGAAUACAUUUCGGCGGAAAUACCGGUACUACCUCCGGCGAGUGACAAGAGCGAAAAAGCCGAAAUGCAAAGAAGGUUACACGAUUUGGUGAUAAAAUUGCAAAUUCACACCUGCAAUUUUCAUUGCCUAAACGAGAAGAAAAAGUGUUCGAGAGGUUUUCCAAAGAGAUACUCGAACGUGACGAUAAUUUACGAAGAUAAACCGGCCGUAUAUAAACGCAGAUCACCCGACGAUGGCGGCACCUUUCAUCGCACGACAAACGGUCGAGUAAUAACGAAUUCGUGGGUAGUUCCGUACAAUCCAGCUUACCUUUUGGCGUUAGGUGCUCAUUCGAACGUAGAAUUCGCAUACGGAGACGCUGCCUGCAAAUAUCUGGUGAAAUAUCAUUUCAAGAUGGGAAACUUUGCAUACGUCCAGAUCGCCGAGGGCAAUACCGACGUCGUGGAUUACGACGAGACGCAAGGCAUCAUGAAGGGACAUUAUCGUUCGGCGAUGGAAGCCUACGCGAGACUGUACAGUUGGCGCAUCAUUCGAAUGUCCCACACCGUUUAUCGUCUGAACGUACACCUUGAAGGCGAAGGACCGCAGUAUUUUAGACGCGGCGCGGAAGACAAAGUCAAAGCGAAAAUAUUCGAAGGCAACGCGAAACUUUCGCAACUCGAGAUGUUCAUGAAACAGUGUUUGGAAGAGUCGCGACAGCAAAUAAGCGAAAUUCGAAACGUCACCUUCGCCCAACUACCGGAAACGCAUUGGUUUAACCAAAAGACCAACCGAUGGCAAAAGAGAAAACGACAAAGAAAAAUUGUAGGUCGUUUGUAUCCCGUUUUGCCCAAUCAUACAGAAAAGUUCGCCUUAUAUCAACUGCUGCUUUACAAGAAGGGCCCGCUGGGCUGGGACGAUUUGAAAACUCCUCCCAAUAGCACGACGCCCUGUAAAACGUUCGUCGAAUGUGCAAAAUUGAUGGGUCUUCUGGACGACAUCGAAAUCUGGCGCAGAACCCUGUUCGAAGCUAGCAACGUAGGAAAUCCGAGAACGAUGAGAAAUUUGUUCGCCCAAAUCUUACUGCUCGGUUACGUCGCCGAUCCGCUCGCUUUGUGGAACGAGUUUUUGCCGCACAUGUACGACACGAGAAACUUGCGACAGAACGACGAGGUAGAAAGGUCGCGAAGAAUUAACAUAGCUCUUUGUCUACUCAAUCGACUGCUCGGGCAUCACUUCACGAACAACGCGUUCUUUCACAUUCCGAUGCCGGAAAAUUACAACGCCGUUUGCGACGACGAAAACGAGUUUUUCUUCGGCCAAAAUCGCGCACUGGACGGCGAAAACGAGUCUGAUCCUACACUGGCGGAGUUUCCGUUACAACGCAGAAACGACGACGCCAUAGAGACCGAAGACAUAGGCAAUUACGCCACUUUGGCGAGUUACCUACGCCUAAACGAGGAGCAAAAGAUCGUCGUAGACAUCGUCGUUCGAGCGAUGCAAAGUUCGCCGUCGGACGCCACGACGCCGAGACUCGUCUUCAUGAACGGUGCCGGAGGCACGGGCAAGACGUUCGUUUACAAAACGAUCAUCGACAUGUUCAUCAAAUACAGAAGGUACGUCAUCAUGACGGCGAGCACCGGAGUAGCCGCCCAACUCCUGCCCAGAGGGAUGACGGUGCACAAGGCCUUUAGCAUACCACUAGAUGUCCUCGACGUCAACAAGAUUCCGUCGAUAUCCGGUGGCAGCGUGAUGGCGCAAAGAAUUCGGAAAUCGGAAGCGAUAAUUAUCGACGAGAUAAGCAUGCUGCACAAAAACGUUCUUAGAAUGGUCAACGAAGCUUGCAAAAACGUCGAAGCGAAUAACGAGACGAGAAAGCUACCGUUCGCCGGUAAAGUUAUCCUAUUAGGCGGUGAUUUUCGUUAACUAUUACCUGUAAUCCAAAAUUCCAGUCUAUCGGAACAGGUCGCGGCCUCCGUGAAAAACUCCGAAAUAUUUAGCCUAUUCCAUCAGGUGAUUCUUACGAGAAACUUACGCGUCAAUGCCAACGAAGUAGAGUUCGUCGAUAUGCUCGAGCGCAUCGGUAAGGAUAGCGACAACUCCGGCAAGUUUCAAAUACCGCAGGAAAUGUUGGUUAACAGCGAGGACGAACUUAUCCGAUUCAUUUAUCCGAACGUCGAAUCGCUUCAAGUCGAAAAGGAAGUCGCGAACAAACUAAUAAUGAGCGCGAGACGCGCCGACGUCAGGCGAUUAAACGACAAAAUUUUAAACAUGCUUCCGGGCGAAGAACGCGAGUAUUUGUCCGCCGACCAGUCGUUAGUCGAUAAUCCCGUAUUAGACGUACACGCGGCGAUACACGACGUCGCAUUCCUAAACGACGAAAAUCCUUCGGGAUUUCCUCCUCACAGGUUAAAGCUCAAAAAGCACUCUAUCGUCGUUCUAAUAAAAAAUGUAGACGUCAGACAGGGCCUGGCGAACGGUGCGCGCCUGUUCAUUACCGAUUUAGGCGAUAACAUAAUAUACUGUAAAAUCGCGGUAGGCCCUUACGAGGGAAGAACGUGCGCCCUGGCGAUGUUACCUUUCGUUUACGAGGACAAACGACCCGACGGUAACGGUCUUCACUUUAAAAGAACCCAAUUUCCCGUCGAUCUCGCCUACGCAUUGACGAUUAACAAAUCGCAAGGUCAGACCGUUAAUAAAGUUGCGUUGCUACUAACUUCUCCGCUAUUCAGUCACGGCCAGCUAUACGUGGCGAUGAGUCGAGUGCGUACUGCGUCCUCCAUUAGAAUUUUUACAAGCGAUCGCAAUUCUAAAGUACAAAAUAUCGUGGCGAAAAGUAUUUUCAAUUGAACGAAUCUAUACUAAAUGUCGUAUAGGUUUUUUUAUUAAAUGCCGUAUUACAUCGAAAUAAUUGCGCAUAUUAAGUUAUUCAUAAUAACUGUAUACAGCCAUCAUGUCACCUUCGGGGGCAAUUAUAAUUGGUCGUUCAUGACGGAAGAGGUACGAAAUUCUUCUAGCUCGUAUUUAAUUUAAUUUUAAAAUAACGUUAAAGUAAACAAUUGACAUUGUGGUAUUUUUCUUAUAUAUUUAUGUUAGAUAAAAUCAAUACUAGAAUAUGCGCUGCAAGAAUUGUCGUAUACGCUAUAUGCUAGGUAUGCGCGUGUCACCCAACUGUCGUGCAUUUCUGAAAUCGUCGCCGUACGACGCCAUGUCGCAUACCGGAAGUAAACUACGAUUAUUUCGUUAUUUUUACUUCUUUCCGGGGCCUGUGAAUGCGCGAAUUAAUUAUUUAUAUAUUUUUGAAAUAUACAAGUUUUUUCGUAAAUGUGUAUCUGACCGUAUCACAAUCAUAAUGAUAGUACAUGCGCGUGAUGGGUUACGUACACUGCACUCAAAUAUUAUAAAUAUAUAGUUUAUUAUUCCGCAAAGUACUUAAAGUUCAUAAAAUUAUUUAUAAUCAUGUAGUUAUUAAAAUAAGAAACAAUUCCAUUGUCGAGACAUUUUUUUUAAUCAUUAAAAUGCCGCUCACUUUGAAUUUCAUAAAAUCUAUACAAAUAUUAGUAUUAAAUUAAUUAUUUCAAACAAUAUAAAUUAUUAAAAUUUUGUGUAAAUUAAUAGGAACUUUCAUUUUAAAAUUUUUAAAAAAAUUCUAAAUUUUUCGAAAUAAUUUUAUGAACUCUUAUCUACUAAUGAAUCAUCAAACGUUUGCAGGUUACCGCUUUAUGGUGAAGAGUGCACGUUCAGGGCUAGCUAUAUUUAGUUGAGGGGGUUUUCGCCCAUGACUAACAACUAUGUAAUAUGGACAGAAAUUAUACAUAUGCAUGUACAAAUAAUUAUGUAACGAAUCAAAUAUUUAAUAAUAUAAUUUCUAUCUUUAAUACAUGUUCCAGUCAUUGACAGAUGUUCAUGCGACCGGUAAAAAUGUCAUAUUUAAAAGCUACGCCCGAUGGCGGUGCAGGCCACUUCGGUCGGUCUGCACCAUUAGCCUAAUGACACACCAUUGGUGAGGCUAGAUGUAUACGAGCAGUAAGAUGUGGAUAUACCACAUCAUUAGUCGGUAAUGCGCAUACCACUAGACUAAAUAUAUAUACGCCCGAUAAUAAAUCAAACUAAAUUAUUACCAUUACGAGCCCAAACACAUAUGUAUUGGACCAAUACAAAUAGACGUUUCUUUGCCCUUUUGUAUCCGUUAAAUUUAUCAUAGUAAAGUAAAUUUCAAUACAUAUGUUAUUGGGCUCGUAUUAUCCACCGAGCCAAGUUUUCGAUGCAUUGUAAGUCUAAUUUUAGAAAUUACUUAUUGCUUCGAAACAAGGUGAAUGUUACCAAUCACAUGUUAUGUGAUUUGGUAGUGCGGUUGUUAAAUCGAUUACAUUUUAA